AGGUCAGACAUGGCAGAGGAAAACCAGACUCUGGUGACGGAGUUCGUCCUCACAGGACUUACAGAUCGUCCAGAGCUGCAGCUGUCCCUGUUCUUGGUGUUUCUGGCGAUCUACCUCACCACCAUGGUGGGCAACCUUGGACUGAUUGCUCUCAUCUGUAAGGAUCCCCACCUUCACACCCCCAUGUACUCAUUCCUUGGCAGCUUAGCCUUUGCAGAUGCAUCCACUUCUUCCUCUGUGACUCCCAAGAUGCUUAUCAACUUUUUAUCAAAGAAUCAUGCCAUAUCCUUUUUUGACUGUAUUGCUCAGUUUUAUUUUUUUGGCUCCUUUGCAACAACAGAAUGUUUCCUCUUGGUUGUGAUGGCCUAUGACCGCUAUGUAGCGAUAUGUAACCCUUUGCUUUAUGCUGUGGUGAUGUCCAACAGAGUCUGUGCUUGGUUGAUAAGUGGGUCAUUUAUAAUUAGUUUUCUACAUACAGCAAUUCAUGUAGCUUUGCUAGUUAGAUUAAGUUUCUGCAGAUACAAUGUCAUACAAUAUUUCUACUGUGAAAUUUUACAGCUGUUCAACAUUUCUUGCAGUGACCCUACAGUCAAUAUACUCCUGGUUGUAAUCUUUUCAGCCAUUAUACAAGUCUUUACUUUUAUGACUAUUCUCAUCUCCUACUCCUAUGUUGUGUUUUCCAUCUUGAAGAAGAAGUCUGAGAAGGGCAAAAGCAAAGCCUUCUCCACAUGCAGUGCCCACCUGCUCUCUGUCUCUUUGUUUUAUGGCACUCUCUUCCUCAUGUAUGUGCAUCCUGGAUCUGCACCCACUGAAGAGCAGAACAAACUGUAUUCUUUAUUCUACACAAUCAUAAUUCCCCUGCUGAAUCCUUUUAUUUAUAGCCUGAGGAACAAAGAGGUUAAAGGGGCCUUGAAAAGAAUAAUGAAGAAAUAA
Molecule: messenger RNA, 933 nt
Organism: Lepus europaeus (European hare)
Lineage: Eukaryota; Metazoa; Chordata; Mammalia; Lagomorpha; Leporidae
Product: olfactory receptor 5AC1-like
Exons: 1
Coding region: 10-933 (307 amino acids)
Biological process (GO): sensory perception of smell; G protein-coupled receptor signaling pathway
Cellular component (GO): membrane
Molecular function (GO): G protein-coupled receptor activity; odorant binding; olfactory receptor activity
Source: RefSeq, a predicted model, not a curated record